UUUUUUUGUUUUUGGGGGGAAAUACGUCCAAUCUGGCGCCCCCGAUGUCCCCAGUCUGGCGGUGAAGCGGGCGCGUGCUGCAGUAGCCCAGAUGCAUUGGAGAGCGGUGUCCAUGGUGGUGUCUGUUAUGUGUGAGGUGAUGCGGAUGGGAGUGGGAGUCUUGCACAGGCAAACUGCUCAGAGGGACACAGAUGACUGCCGCAGCUGUCUGGAGUGUUCCCGUGACAACGGCUGUGUGCGUUGCCCCGAGCGACUCUUCCUGUUUCUGCAGAGGGAUGGGAUGUCUCAGCACGGGACAUGUCUGCUCACCUGUCCUGCAGGACACUAUGAACAGAAGGGCAAGGAUAUGAACCGAUGCUUGAAGUGCCGCUCCCUGGACUGCGAACACUGCUUCAGCCGGGACUUCUGCACCAAAUGUAAAGCGGGAUUUCAGCUUUACAAAGGGAAGUGUCUUAGCCGCUGUCCACUGGGGACCUUCCCACACCACACCGACUGCCUGGACCACUGCCUCCUGGCUUCCCUGGGCGAAUGGAGUGAGUGGAGCAUGUGCCAGAGGGAUGGGGCAACAUGUGGCUACAGGUGGGGCAAACAGAGCAGGACCAGGGGCACGUCCGACAACCACACCACCUCCUUCUGCCCCCUACAGGCCGAGACACAGAGGUGCAAGUUGAAGAAGAGAUGCACACCACCCAAGAAAGAAGGAGGCAAAAAGAAAAAGGGCCUGGGUCUGAAGAGGGAGAGGAAGAGAAAGCGCCAGGAGCGUCUGGCUGCCAAAGGCCUCUCAGCCAAUCUGACCACAGCAGGAGGCUCCCGUCUGCGCAGACAGUAGCAUCAACCAAUCAGACCAAAGCAGGAAAUACCCUACACCAAAUAUGACAGAAACGUCGACCUAUGACAUAUUUGCACAUACAGCAACUUCAUCAAAUCAGAAAACAGAAGAUAUAAACCUCAACGAAUCAGACGAUAGCAAAUAUUACCCUCUCCAAUCAGACAACAGCAGAUAAUACCUCCACCAAUCAGGAAACUACAGUGACACCAGACAACAACGAACAAGAAUGGCGUCUAAAGAGUCCCAGACCUGUGUAAUUCUUUCCUAAAUACCAGUUUGCUGCUUGCUUUUGUAUCAGUGUGUUAUAAUUGUUAUAAUAUUGUAUUUCCAUAUCAUGGUCUAAUUCUCAGUAUUACUUUGAAUGCCAUUUGAAUGUAAUUUUGCUACUUAUGAAUUGAUCUUGCCAACCCAGUCAUAUUAAAAGUUUAAAACUAAACUGUACAAAAUGUAGAUGUUUCAUAUUCCUGUCUGUUGUGUCUUGCUCAUUGUGUCAUGUUUUUAAGUCAUAGUGAAACGUUUAGUUCAAACAAAGAUUUGGAGACGCAAAACGACAUAAGCAAUAGCAGCAAGGAACAUUUUUGACCCUACAGGGAUACCUUAGA
Molecule: messenger RNA, 1431 nt
Organism: Periophthalmus magnuspinnatus
Lineage: Eukaryota; Metazoa; Chordata; Actinopteri; Gobiiformes; Gobiidae
Gene: rspo4
Product: R-spondin 4
Exons: 5
Coding region: 92-829 (245 amino acids)
Source: RefSeq, a predicted model, not a curated record